AUGGCAGACUACGGCAACCAGCAAGGGAGAGAGUUUGCGCGCCCUCCGAACUAUGGCCAGCCCACGGGGGGAGGUGGAGGAGCAUCAGGAGGAGGGGCACGGGACGCGGCCUUUGCAAACAUCUUCGGCGCCAGUCCCGCCAUGGCAGGACGCUCGCAGACGAUGACCUCGCAGUCCCAGAUGCGCAUGCCCGACCGUGCGGCCACCAUGUCCAGCCAGACGGCCGACAUGAUGCAGCGCGCGCCCCCGAUCCGACAGCCCGUGAACGGCCAUGAGCGCCGCCCUCACCCCAACUACGAGCAGCGCGCCGUGUCCAACUACGAGCAGCAGCGCCCCCCGAGCCAAGACCCGCAGCAGAACAACUAUGGCCGCCCCUCGCCGAACGGCUAUCCUCCGCCCAACCCGCGAUACUCGGAAGCGUCUGGUCAACCCCAGCGCCAGCCACAGCCACAAUACCUGCCCACACCGCUGCGUCCUGAGCGCCAACCAUAUGGCCAGCCACAGCGCUUUGAUCCCAGGCUUCCCCAGCCUGGGCAACCGCAGUUCAACAAGCCAAUCCCUCCGCGUUUCCCUGGCCCGCCUGGCGCAAUGAACGCGGACCCCUACCGUUCGCAGUCCCUAGCAUCGGGUCCUCGACCGCAGUUUGUUCCUCCUGGCCAAAACUACCAGUCUCCUGCGAACACAUUCCGGCAGCAGCCGUACAUGAACCACAUGGCGAGAACAACGGCGCAAGGUCGUGUGGUUCCAGAACGCCCGGAUGAACGAACAAUGUCCAUGACUUCAUACGCCAGGGACAGUGAAUUUGCGCAGACGAUGAGUGGAAGAGUCAUUCCAAACCGCAGAAGAGAAUCGGAUGGACCGGAGCAGCCGUUUCUAGACCCGAGGGCGUCAGCAGCUCCUCAGCUAUCUGUGAAUAUCGGACCAGGUGCAAGAACCAGAAAUGCCAGCCAGGGCAGCAUCUCAUCACAACAACCACGGACCAUGUCUAUGGCGUCGACUGUCGUGUCUCCUUCUGAACGCACAGACACCAUGUCCUCGUCGACUACGCGACCGAGUUCGACCGCAACCGUGUCAAGCAACAACAGGACCUCCGGUCAGUCUCAAGGCGGACAACAAAUCAUCGUCGCCCAGCGCCGAGCCCCCCUUGUCUACCCUGCGCUUUUGUCAAAGGUGGCUGAGGUGUUCAUGGAGAGAGUCAAUCUGUCAGAGAAAGAAAAAGAUGGCCUCGUGUACAAGAGCGCCUUCACAGGCGCAGACGCAGUCGACCUAAUAUCGUACAUCAUCAAGACAACAGACCGUAACUUGGCGUUACUCCUAGGCAGGUCCUUGGAUGCGCAGAAAUUCUUCCACGAUGUGACAUAUGCCCAUCGAUUACGAGACUCCACCAAUGAAGUGUACCAGUUCCGUGAGACCAUCAUGGAGGAGCAGGCUGAAGUGAAUGGUGUCUUCACUCUCUUGACGGAGUGCUAUUCUCCGACAUGUACACGCGACCGUCUGUGCUACUCAAUCGCGUGCCCGCGUCGCUUAGAACAACAGGCUCGCUUGAACUUGCGCAUUCAACCAGGUCUGAAGAAGGAAGAUUCUCGAGCCAGCUUGCACGAGGACGCCGACGAUGAGGAGCAGAAGCUUUGGAUCAACACGGUCCCCAAGGAAGUGGCCGCGACCGUAUCGGAGCAAGAGAAGAAGCGCCAGGAAGUCAUCUCGGAGCUCAUGUACACUGAACGUGAUUUCGUCAAAGAUUUGGAGUAUCUUCGCGAUUUCUGGAUGAAGCCUCUCCGCAAUCCCGCUACUUCGCCCAUCCCAGAACAUCGUCGCGAGAAGUUUGUUCGCACGGUCUUCUCCAACUGCCAAGAAGUGUACAUGGUCAACUCUCGACUUGCUGAGGCCCUCACACGCCGCCAGCAGAGGGAACAUGUGGUUCGGAAUGUUGGUGACAUAUUCCUUGAGUACGUCCCGCACUUUACACCCUUCAUCAAGUACGGCGCAAAUCAGCUGUUCGGUAAGUACGAAUUCGAGCACGAAAAGCGCACGAACAGUGCGUUCAUGAAGUUUGUCGACGAAGUGGAGAGGAUGAAGGAAUCACGAAAGCUCGAACUCAACGGAUACCUGACGAAGCCAACGACGAGAUUGGCGAGGUAUCCUUUGCUGCUAGAAAACAUUGUCAAGUUCACAGCCGACGACAAUCCCGAUAAAGAAGACAUUCCGAAAGUCAUCAAGAUCAUCAAGGAAACUUUGUCAAAGGUCAAUGCCGAGUCUGGAAAGGCCGAAAAUCACUUCAACCUCAUGCAGCUCAACAAGGACCUGAAGUUCAAGCCUGGAGAAUACGUUGAUUUGAAACUGACAGAUGAAAACCGCCAACUGGUGUUCAAGGGCAGCCUUAAAAAGACACCAACCGAGGUCACUGGUGACAUCACAUGCUAUCUCUUCGAUCACGCUGUUCUGUUGGUUCGAGCAAAGGUGGUCAACAAGCGGGAAGAACAAAAGGUCUACAAGAAGCCGAUACCUCUUGAGCUGCUUGUCAUCACGCAGAUGGAGGAGAUCAUUCCUAACAAGCUGGGCAUCUCUAAGAGACCAUCGACGAAUCUGAUGGGCGCGAAGUCUAUUGUCGCGGCCACGCCAAAGUACGACGCGAACAAGCUGCAGGGUCACCCCAUCACCUUCAAGCAUCUCGGAAAGGGUGGUUACGAGUUGACCCUCUAUGCCAGCACACCGAUUUCCCAGCAGAAGUGGAUGGAGCAUAUUGAAUCACAGCAGCGAAGUUUGAGGGAGCGAAGUAACAUCUUCACUAAGACCAUUCUCAAUGAGGGUUUCUUCACUCCAGCCAUGCGAGUUACCUGCUGUGUUCCUCUGGACGGUGGCCGCAAGCUGGCUUUGGGUACUGAUGCAGGUGUAUUCGUUGUUGAGCGGAAGCCAAAGGAUUCUUCGAUGAAACCGCGUCGUGUCUUGGACUGCAAAGGUGUCACACAACUCGAUGUUCUUGAGCAACACCAGAUCGUGCUUGUCCUGGCCGACAAGACCCUCUUCUCCUACUCGACCGAAGCGCUGGACCCUGACGAUAACAAUGCCACAGCUAAGCGGCCGCGCAAGAUCUGCCAUGCCAACUUCUUCAAAGCCGGUAUCUGUGUCGGAAAUCAACUGGUGGCAGCAGUCAAGACUUCUGCCCUAUCUACAACGAUCAAAGUCUACGAACCCAAGGAGAACAUGGCGAACAAGGCGAGGAAAUCCGGGUUCGCCAAAAUGCUUACUCAGGGACAAGAUCAACUCAAGCCGUACAAGGAGUUUUACAUUCCCACCGAAUCGACAUCGAUACACUUCCUGCGCUCCAAGCUUUGCGUUGGCUGUGCACGCGGCUUCGAAGUCGUCAGCCUCGAGACCCUGGAGACGCAAUCGCUCCUGGACCAGGCCGACACGUCCCUCGACUUCGUCGUGCGCAAGGAGAACAUCAAACCCAUCCACAUCGAGCGCAUGGCGAGCGAGUUCCUGCUCUGCUACACCGACUACUCGUUCUUCGUCAAUAGAAAUGGCUGGCGAGCGAAGCAGGACUGGAAGAUCACAUGGGAGGGUAACCCGCAAGCAUUCGCCAUCUUCAACCCCUAUAUCCUCGCCUUCGAGCCCAGUUUUAUUGAGAUCCGGCACAUGGAGAGUGGGGGGCUGGUGCACAUCAUCACCGCCAAGAACAUCAGGUGGCUGCACACAUCGACAAGAGAGAUUCUCUACUCGUACGAAGACGAAAUGGGCACAGACGUCAUCGCUAGUCUGGAUUUCUGGCAGACGGCAAACGGCGCGAAACCAUCCCUCGAACAAACUCGCCUGUACGAGAAGAGCUAA
Dothidotthia symphoricarpi CBS 119687 is the source of this 3828-nucleotide messenger RNA. Its product is annotated as Rho1 guanine nucleotide exchange factor 1. NCBI's taxonomy places the organism in Eukaryota, Fungi, Ascomycota, Dothideomycetes, Pleosporales, Dothidotthiaceae. The transcript has 3 exons. Bases 1 to 3828 code for a protein of 1275 amino acids. Gene Ontology annotation, molecular function: guanyl-nucleotide exchange factor activity. Gene Ontology annotation, biological process: intracellular signal transduction. The record is from RefSeq and is a predicted model, not a curated record.